This is a messenger RNA of Penicillium chermesinum, 957 nucleotides long. RefSeq names its product PCI domain-containing protein. Gene Ontology annotation, cellular component: COP9 signalosome. The coding region runs from base 1 to 957 and encodes 318 amino acids. The record is from RefSeq and is a predicted model, not a curated record. The transcript is spliced from 2 exons. NCBI's taxonomy places the organism in Eukaryota, Fungi, Ascomycota, Eurotiomycetes, Eurotiales, Aspergillaceae.
AUGGACCAAGCUCACAGUCGUGCCCUUGAGGCCUUGCAGCCAUUCCUGGGACUGGCAACCUCCAGUAACUCAACCUCUCCGCGGUUCGCGGCCCAGAUCGUUCGGGAUGCGACCUCCAGCGCUCAUACCUACGUGUUUGCCGAGCUGCUGGAGACCCCGAUGGUCCAGUCGCUCCGCUCGUCUGACACCCCAGCCGAAUUCCGUGGCCAUUACAGGCUGCUUGAGAUCUUUGCAUCGGGUUCCUGGGGGGACUACACCAGCAGCUCCGGCCUCCCCCAAAUGAAUGACGCGCAAACGCGCAAGCUACGCCUCCUCACCCUUAUCUCCUUGGCUUCCGAGCACAAGCCACUUACCUACAAAACCCUGAAAUCUGCCCUUUCUCUUUCCACAAACGCCGAGCUCGAAACUCUAGUCACCGACGCCAUCUACAACUCUCUUAUCACCGCCACCCUCUCUCCAUGCUCAUCCCCGCCAACUGUGAACAUCACUGCCGUCGCAGCUCUCCGUGACGCUCUAAGCGCCUCACAGUCUCAGCAUGUGAUCGGAGUAUUGAGCGAAUGGGAAACACGAGCCCGACACGUCACAUUGGCUAUGGACCAAGAGAGCACCCGAAUCAAGGACAACGUAUCAGAGCGGGCCGCAAAGAACACUAAGCAUGAGUCAAUGCUCAAUGAAGCCACAAGCUGCCGAGCCGACCAAGAUGCUACUGCUACGAGUUCCGCGGUUCAUCCGGCCACUGAAGAGCAGGGCUCCCGUGGAAAGAAGCCAUACGGUCGUGCUACUGCAAAUCCUUCUGGCAGCAACAAGCGUGAGGCAGAUGUGAUUGAUCAAGAUGAUGGCUUCUGGGAGCCGGGUGAGGGGCCCGAUCAGGGCGCUUCCCGCAUGGAUAUUGACGAGGGGGCUGGAUCGUCUCGUGGAAGUCGCUAUUCCAAGCGUGUUGUUGGCCGCAGGGCUUAG